AUGGGCUGUUUUCCGUUGGAAAAGCAAUUCUCCGACGGUUUUCCGAUGGAUUGGCCCUUCAGAAUUGACAUGAAUGCUAGCAGUGAGGUAAAUAACUGGGCUAAGAUGGAGACUAAUGGACUCAUCGACAACAUUGUCACUUCCGGCAACAUCACCACGCUAACGUUGCUCGUGUUAGCGAAUGCCUUGUACUUCAAGGGGGCUUGGGUCGAGAGGUUCAAUGUGUCCAGAACGAGAAACUAUGACUUCUAUCCCCCAACUGGCCAGCCCGCUGUUCCAGUCCCCUUCAUGACCAGCAAAAGGGACCAAUGCAUCGGCACCUACAAGGGAUCCAAAGUCCUUCGGCUUCGCUACAAGCAAGCCAGUGAUGUAAACCACUGCUUCUCAAUGUGCAUCUUCCUUCCAAAUGAGCGGGACGGGCUGCGUGAUCAAAUGGAAAGAGCCUGUUCCGAGCAGGGGUUCUUGAAUGACCCUGCUCCUUACAUGGAGGUGGAGGUAGGCGAAUUCAGAAUCCCCAAAUUCAAGAUCAUGUCAAAGUUUGGGAAUGUUUGUGGGUUUCUUGCUAAGCUUGAUGUGCAUCUGGGAUGCCUCCCGGUGGUGGCGGUGGAUCAAGUGAUCCCUCAUUCAAAUAUAGUCCAAAAUGCUUUCGUCAAGGUUAAUGAAGAAGGCCCUGAAGCAGCUGCUGUUACUGCUGUGGUCACCAAAUUUGGUUGCGGGAUAUCUAGUUGGCCUAAAUUAUAUGUAGACUUUGUCGCCGACCGCCCAUUCAUGUUCGUGAUCCGAGAGGAGAUGACUGGAGUUGUUCUCUUUGUAGGUCAGAAGUCUGGGCUGUCUAGCUUAGGGUAUGUCCCGUGA
Punica granatum (pomegranate) is the source of this 855-nucleotide messenger RNA. NCBI's taxonomy places the organism in Eukaryota, Viridiplantae, Streptophyta, Magnoliopsida, Myrtales, Lythraceae. The record is from RefSeq and is a predicted model, not a curated record.